AUGAGUAGACACAUAAGCUUCUUGUGCGUGUGGACUAUCGCAGUUGCGGUGGCUUCCACGGCCGAAGUAUCUCCGGUGUCUCAGGCCAACACCGAGGCCGAGAUGCAAAGCAACUUCACAAAUGCCCCGUGGACCGACGUUGGCCCCGAGUUUGAGGCGGCGAACGAGCUGCAGGGGGCCCUGGACGCCAAGAUGGACUCGCAGAUCGAUGAUGAUCUCGAGAGCGCCUCUGAUCUCCAAGGCAAAGAGAAUAAUAAGUCGGAGACGAUUUCUCGGGGUGGCGGGCAGAAGAUUAAGGGUGGGGAGCGAACGAAGAUCAGAUACCACCCCUACCAGGUCUCGGUAAUGUAUUUUCAAUACUUAUGCGGUGGCUCCAUCAUCAGUAAACAUUGGGUGUUAACUGCAGCACACUGCCUGAAUUCCACCAAUCCUUUCCAUUACCAUGUCCGAGCUGGCAGCAACUAUUUCAUGUUUGGAGGCACCAUCUAUGAAGUAUCCAGAAUACACAGAUUUAAAGAGUUCAAUCACAAGAACCGGGAUUAUGACGUUGGACUCGUGCGGAUCGCGGGCGAAUUCACAUACGGACCCUUAGUUCAACCCAUAAGCCUGAGCAAUUCCGCGCCCCGACCAGGCACCUCAGCGACCAUUGCUGGCUGGGGACUGACCUCGCACAACGGUUCAUUUUCCACGCAUCUGCGGGCCGUGCGUCUGAGUGUGGCGCCCCAAACGUCGUGCCGAAGGACCUUCGCGUUGAUGAACGAGCGCAGGUUCUGCGCAGGGCCCGCGCCUGGCGGCGGCGCUGCCUGCGCAGGGGACUCCGGCGGCGCCCUGGUGGCUGCGGGGGUGCAGCUGGGCGUGCAGGUCGCCAGCCGGUGCGAUUUGCCCGAGGCGCCCACCAUCUUCAUGAACGUCGCCUACUUCCGAGACUGGAUUGAAUUCUACACUAGAGACUGA
Gryllus bimaculatus (two-spotted cricket) is the source of this 954-nucleotide messenger RNA. The record is from the annotation of a GenBank genome assembly. NCBI's taxonomy places the organism in Eukaryota, Metazoa, Arthropoda, Insecta, Orthoptera, Gryllidae.